AUGUCGGUCGUAAUCAAGGAAACCCACAAUAUCCAAAUGCUUAAACCGAAACCACGUACACAGAUACCACUUUCUAAAUUUGAUACUAUUUCGUGUUACAUCAACCUAGUUUAUUUCUUCAAGAAUGUUCAUAAUGAGUUCGAUUUUAUGAAUGUUCAGAAAAUCCAAAAUUCUCUUAGAGACAUAUUAACAGACUAUCAUCCACUGACUGGUGCCAUUAUAAAAAACGAAACGGAUAAUCAAUUGUUAAUUGAUUGUGAUGAUCGCGGGAUUCCGUUUGUCACUGCAGAAGGUUCUAGUGCCAUGAUCGAGCAAUUAGAAGAAGAUAGUAGGACAGAAACACUCGAAAGUUUUAUAGUUAACAAUGAUAUCCUUAACAAAGUGACUAGGGUUCCCUUAUUAGCAGUACAGCAUACUAAAUUAGUGCCUGACGGAUCAGUGGUAAUUGGAAUUUCUAUUCAUCAUACUGCCGCCGAUGGCGCUGCAGCAUUCGGGUUUUUAGAAAAUUGGAGUAGAAAAGCUCGUCAUGAACAAAUUCUUGUUCCUCCGGUACAUGUCCGUGAUAUAUUCAAAGAAGACAAAAAAGAUAAUGGCAAACAAAACGGUGUCAAGCUAAGUAACGAGAAAAAUAAUGCAGCACCACCUAAACUACAUAAUGCCGUUAAGCCUUCAAAGAGGUUUCAUUUUAGCAAUGAUCAACUUAAUAAAUUACGUGAGGUCUAUAGUACUGAUAUCCCUAAAGGUAAAUGGGUUUCAACAAAUGACGUAAUUGUUGCCCACCUAACGAGAAAUAUCACAAGGGUUCGAAAUAUUGACUCAAACGCUGAAGCUACUGGCGUAUUUAUUUGCGCAAUUGCAUGUAACGUACGUGAAAAGUUUAAACUCUCUAAAGGAUAUUUCGGUAACGCUUUUUGUACUAUAUCUGCUUUACUUCCGGUUUCUAAACUGAUUAACGGUUCGCGAUCUGAAGUGGCAUUACAAAUUAGAGAAACAAUCUCCAAAGUAGAAGAUGCGGACAUUCAAUUCUUCGAGGACUGGUUCAAAGAGAAAUCCAAGGGUCAGAUUCCAACCGAAGGAUUCCUUGUAUUUUCAAAUUGGUCCAAAUUCCCGGCGUAUGAACUUGACCUCGGUUAUGGAAAACCAACGAGAUUCCGUCCAGCUAUGGACCUUGAAAACGCCAUCGUUUUUUCUGGAACCGCCAAUAAUAAUGGAAUCGAUGCUUUUAUUUAUUUGAAGAAUGAGCAACUCGACAAAUUAAAUUUUGAUUAA
Acaulospora colombiana is the source of this 1269-nucleotide messenger RNA. The record is from the annotation of a GenBank genome assembly. NCBI's taxonomy places the organism in Eukaryota, Fungi, Glomeromycota, Glomeromycetes, Diversisporales, Acaulosporaceae.